GGCGGGGACGGCGGCUGCGGCUGCACCGCCCUGGGGCCCGCGGCUUCCUUGUUCUGCCGGGGUCUCGCUGCGGUUCAGGCUGGCGUUGAGCUCGGUGUGCAGCCCAGGCUGGCCUCGGGUUGGAGGCCAUCCUGCCUCAGCCUCUUGCUUCAGUGAUAGCAUUAAAAGCGUGUGUCGCCAUGCCGGGCUGAGACCCAUGUUUUUUCCUUCCUGUUGUGAAGGCUUUCAUUUAUUUCGAGUGAAAUGAGACACAUGAAGCGAGAAAAAGCUACAAAUGAAUACAAUACCACAGAAGACUGGAGUCUUAUUAUGGACAUAUGCGACAAAGUUGGAAGCACUCCGAAUGGAGCAAAGGAUUGCCUAAAAGCCAUAAUGAAAAGGGUAAAUCAUAAGGUCCCUCAUGUUGCUCUGCAGGCGUUAACUCUUCUUGGGGCUUGCGUGGCAAACUGUGGAAAGAUAUUUCAUUUAGAAGUAUGUUCCCGUGAUUUUGCAACAGAAGUACGUGCUGUGAUAAAAAAUAAGGCUCAUCCUAAAGUAUGUGAAAAACUGAAAUCUUUAAUGGUAGAAUGGUCAGAAGAAUUUCAAAAGGACCCUCAGUUUAGUCUGAUAGCUGCAACUAUUAAGUCAAUGAAAGAAGAAGGAAUUACUUUCCCUUCAGCAAGUUCUCAGACUGUCUCUGCCGCCGCCAAGAAUGGAGCAUCAGCGAGCAGAAGCAGAGAAGACGAAGACAUAGCUAAGGCUAUUGAAUUAUCACUGCAAGAGCAGAAACAGCAGUGCGCGGAGACCAAGUCUUUAUAUCCAUCUGCAGAAAUUCAGUUAAACAAUAGAGCUGCACGAAAAGUGAGAGCUUUGUAUGAUUUUGAAGCUGUUGAGGACAAUGAACUCACCUUUAAGCAUGGUGAAAUUAUCAUUGUUUUGGAUGACAGUGACGCCAACUGGUGGAGAGGAGAGAGUCACAGAGGGGUAGGGCUCUUCCCGUCCAACUUCGUAACAACUGAUUUAAACGUGGAGUCCGAAGCAGCAGCUGUGGACAAAUUGAAUGUAACUGAUGAGGAUGUGGAGGAAAUUAAGAAAUCAGAACCUGAGCCUGUUUAUAUAGAUGAGGAUAAAAUGGAUAGAGCCCUGCUGGUGCUCCAGAGUAUAGAUCCAGCAGAUUCAAAACCAGAUUCCCAAGAACUCUUGGACUUGGAAGAUAUCUGCCAACAGAUGGGUCCAAUGAUAGAUGAAAAACUUGAGGAGAUUGAUAGGAAGCAUUCAGAAUUAUCCGAAUUGAAUGUAAAGGUCCUGGAAGCCCUGGAACUGUAUAACAAAUUGGUGAAUGAGACCCCGGCAUAUUCAGUCUAUUCAAAGCUCCACCCUUCAGCACAUUACCCAUCUACAUCAGCUGGGGUUCCACUGCAGACAUACCCAGUUCAGUCGCAUGGUGGAAACUACAUGGGUCAGAGCCUUCACCAAGUUCCUGCUGCCCAGAGCUAUAGCGUAGCACCCGGUCAUGUUAGUCCUCUGCGGUCUCUGCCCCCAAGUGUGAAUUCCUCACUGACAGCACAGCCUGCUCAGGCUCCAUAUUUAAGCACUGCACAAGACGCUGUUUCCAAUCCUUACAUGACCCAGAACUCUAGCCUUCCGCCAGCUCCUGGUACGGCCGCUUACACACAGCAGAUGGGGAUGUCUGUGGAUCUGUCAACUUACCAGAACUCCACGUGCAGUGCGCCACAGCUGGCGGGCUUCCCGGUGGCAGUGCCAGCUCACUCGGUCGCACAGCAGCAAGCAAAUUACCAUCAGCAGCCGCUCCUUUAGAGACAGGUCGUUUCCUUGAGAGCCUUCCUAAGUGUAUCUGGAAAUACUAAAACUUUUUUCCUUUCAACUCAGAAGGACCAUGAGUAAAUAAAGCACAACACCUAUCUUACUCUAAA
Molecule: messenger RNA, 1913 nt
Organism: Chinchilla lanigera (long-tailed chinchilla)
Lineage: Eukaryota; Metazoa; Chordata; Mammalia; Rodentia; Chinchillidae
Gene: Stam2
Product: signal transducing adaptor molecule (SH3 domain and ITAM motif) 2
Biological process (GO): signal transduction
Cellular component (GO): endocytic vesicle
Molecular function (GO): ubiquitin binding; phosphatidylinositol binding
Source: RefSeq, a predicted model, not a curated record